UAAUAGUUUCAUGAUAUUAGAAACUUACUAAAAUCUUGUCCUCCAUUGUUAAUGGCGGGUGGUGGAACUCUUAGAUACAAGAAGAAAAGAAUUGAACGAUCCAAGUCCAACUCAGUUCAUCACUCGCCAAUGCCUUCUAUACCUACUUCUCAUCCUAAUCGAUGGCUCACUAGAGGUGUCCCAAUUGUUUUUGCUUUAUGUAUCCUCGUUUUCUUGGGCAUUUCUUCCGAUGCCUGGUUUUCUUUCUCUCAUACUUCCCUUAAAACCCAAUCUCCUUUGACGUACACAGCUAAUGUUGUUCAUGAAUUUCCUCAUGAUCGGAAAGCUUUUACUCAGUGUUUUUUUCAGGGGCUUUUAUAUUGGGAAAAUGAUACUUUUUAUGAAUCAAUUGGUCUUUAUAAGCAGUCUGCUGUGAGGAAGGUAGCUCUUCAUACUGGAAAGGUUGAGAUCGAGAACAAGAUGGAUGAUUCAUCUUUUGGGGAAGGAUUAGUUCUUCUUAAUGAAAGGUUAUAUCAACUAACUUGGUUGCAACAAAUUGUCUACAUCUAUGACAGAAGUAAUUUAAGCAAACUUGCAAAAUUUACUCAUCAAAUGAAUGAUGGUUGGGGGCUAACAACUGAUGGGAAAAUCUUGUUUGGAAGUGAUGGUUCUUCUACAUUAUAUCAAAUGGAUCCUCAAACUAUGAAAGUCAUACAAAAGCAUAUCAUCAGAUACAAAGGUCUUGAAGUACACAACCUAAAUGAGUUAGAAUUUGUGAAUGGUGAAGUGUGGGCAAAUGUUUGGCAGACUGACUGCAUUGUUAGAAUAUCACCUGGAGAUGGCUCUGUGGUUGGGUGGAUUCUUCUUCCCAAUUUGAGGGCAGGAUUGAUAGCGGCUGGUGAAAAGGGUAUCGCUGUUUUGAAUGGCAUAGCUUGGGAUAGCAGUACAGAACGCAUCUUUGUAACGGGUAAACUUUGGCCAAAGUUAUAUGAGAUCAAGCUGCAGCCCGUGAAUGGAGUUUCUCAUGAGAAUGUUAACGAACUAUGCAUCCGAAUGCCAUUCCCUUUCUAAAGCAGUCUAAACAUCAGCAUUUGGUAAUCUCAAAGCUCCAAGAUGUCUUUAUUUCAAACACAAAUGAAGUUGAGCUUGUAUAUACACUAUAGAAUUGGGUUUAUAGGCCUAUACAGUAGUGUAAUUAAUAGUAUACCAUACUUGUACUUGUAUCAUAUUUGCUGUACAUGAGGGAUUUAAUCACUUUAGAUUCAACUUGAUAAGAUAAAAUACUUGAUCUAUUCUCGUGUUCA
Amaranthus tricolor (Joseph's coat) is the source of this 1283-nucleotide messenger RNA. Its product is annotated as glutaminyl-peptide cyclotransferase-like. The record is from RefSeq and is a predicted model, not a curated record. NCBI's taxonomy places the organism in Eukaryota, Viridiplantae, Streptophyta, Magnoliopsida, Caryophyllales, Amaranthaceae. Bases 52 to 1050 code for a protein of 332 amino acids. Gene Ontology annotation, molecular function: glutaminyl-peptide cyclotransferase activity. The transcript has 11 exons.